UACUAUUCUGCAACCCUUGACUGCACUUCUGUGGCUUCUGCCAGCUCGCUCUUGUGGCAGACACACUCGGGCCUCAGGCAUUUCCAGCUCAGCGUUUGGCCAUGUCAGAGACUGUGGACAGCGAUGUGGAUGAAUACGAUGAGCUAUCGGAGCUGCGACAACGACAGAAACCCCAAGCUCAACCUUCAGUUGAUGAGGCCUUCGACUUGGACGACUUGCUGCCGACCAUUGGGGAAUUUGGCAAAUAUCAAAAACUUUUGGUCUUUGGCAUUUGUCUGCCCGCUUGCAUUCCCUGUGGCUUUUGUGCCUUCAAUCAGCUGUUUAUGGCUGAUACUCCGGAUGAUUAUUGGUGUCGCAUACCCGAACUGGGGGACAUGCAGCUGGAGCAGCGCAAAUAUUUGGCCAUACCCAAGGAACUGGAAAACGAUGAGCUGGUCUACAGCAAAUGUCACACCUAUGGCGUUAAUUGGACGCAGCUGCUGGACUCCCUGGAAGAUGAGGCUGACCUGACCACGCUGGAGCCAAACAGCACUUGGCCUGUGGUUAAAUGCACGCAAGGCUGGGAAUAUAAUACCACAAAUGUGUGGUCCUCCAUUGUGAUUGAUUUUGAUUUGGUGUGCGAUCAGGAUAUAUAUCCCACGAUCGGCCUGGCAGCACUCAACACUGGCGGACCUGUGGGCGUUUACUUGUUUGGUUUGCUCAAUGAUCGUGCGGGCAGGCGGCUGUCGUACUUCACCUGCUUGGCCACGCUGCUCGCUGGCAGCCUGAUGACUUCGCUGAGCAAGGAUUUCUGGACUUGGGCUGGCAGUCGCGUCAUUGUGGGACUCACAAUACCUGCGGUGUAUCAGAUACCAUUUAUUAUAUCUCUGGAGCUUGUGGGCGAGAACUAUCGUUCCUUUGUCACUGUCAUGACCUGCACCUUCUACACCUCGGGCAUAAUGCUGCUGUCGGUUGUCACCUAUCUGGAGCGCGAUUGGGUGCGUCUCUCCUACAUCACCUCGCUGCCUUUCUAUGCGUAUUUCCUCUACAUGUUUGUCAUGCCGGAAUCACCGCGUUGGCUGCUCAUGCGCGGCCGCCUGGAGGAGGCACUCAAAAUCCUGGAGCGCAUGGCCACAGUGAAUGGGCGACAGUUUCCCGAGGCGGUGCACUGCAAGCUGGAGGCACAAAUCCGACGCGACAAGCUUAAGAAGGAGAAGAAAAAGGUGGCCAAUGUGGGUCUGCGGGAUCUCUGUCGCACGCCCAAUAUGCGCUUGAAAACGAUAUUGAUUACGCUCAGUUGGUUUGCCAAUGAGACGGUCUAUCUCGGCCUCAGCUACUAUGGACCCUCGCUGGGCACCAAUCAGUAUGUGAGCUUCUUUCUGUCUGCGGUGGUGGAGCUGCCCAGCUACCUGUGCUGCUGGUACUUUAUGGACACCUGGGGCAGACGCUGGCCACUCAGUUUGUCCAUGAUACUGGGCGGUGUGGCUUGUGUCAUAACUGUCAUGCUGCCCGAUGAGGCUGUCGAUGAGACGCUGUACCUCUAUCUGGUGUCCAAGGCUCUGCUCUCCGCCUCCUUUCUCAUCAUCUAUCCAUUUGCUGGCGAGCUGUAUCCCACACAAGUGCGUGGCAUAGGCAUUGGCGCCUCCAGCUAUAUCGGCGGUUUGGGCCUCAUUGUCAUUCCCUUUGUCACAUAUUUGGGCAAGGAGAAUCUCAAGCUGCCGCUGGUUAUUAUGGGUUUUGUGUCCAUGCUGGGCGGCAUGACGGGUCUGCGAUUGCCCGAGACGCUGCAUCAUCGACUGCCGCAGACCAUCGAAGAGGGCGAGGAGUUUGGCAAGGAUUGGCAGCUGAAAGAUUGCUGCAGAUGCGCCCAAAAGCAAACUGUGCUCUCCCAGCCCACAUCUUAUGAAAAUCUAGAUGUCUUGGGUGGCUCCUCCAACACUGCCUCCGAGGCGGAGGUGGAACUGGAGCUGCGUGACAAUCGACUGCCUCGACAGCAGCCGCCCUUGAGUUCGAUAGAUGAGCGCACGCCCUUGGAGGGGCCGGCGGGCAUGGCCAGCGGCAGUGGUCGCACCGUUCAUCGGCCAUCCAUGAAGCGUUUGGUGCGUCAGAUGAGCAUUAUGGAUACGCAGCGGACCAAUGAUGGCACCAUGCAGCUGACACAUUGGAUUUAGGGGGGAGCUACAAUAGUGGGUAAAGCUCGAGAUAAAUUGGUAAAAACGAAACCUUAGAGUUUUAUUUUGAACAAAAACAAUGCUGGAUUAAUAAUGAAUAAUGCUAGGAUGAUAAAAGGUUGCCAUAUGUCAGUGUACUUGCACUUAAGCAAUAAGAAUAUUAAACUGAUGUUUGGCAGUUAAUUUAUUAAUGUUUUGGACUCAAAACUGUAUCGCCAGGAGUUUUGAUUUGUGUCUCUAAAAUUGUGUAUCCAUUAAAGCCUUAUAGGCCAUGUUUUAGAAUAAGAAUGCAAUGAAGACAUAAUUGUUUAAUUAAGUUUGUAGCUUUACAAGUUUUUCAAUGUGCAAAAAAUCGAUCAAUCUAUAUGCCUAUAUGAAUAUUACUACCAUGAGAAAUAUGUACUCAAGAGAGCAUCAGAAAAUGCAAAUGGAACCUAAAAUCUGUCAUGUAAGAUGUAGAACAGAUUUGGCCACUUUAUGGCGGUUCCUAAAAGUUGCAGAAUUGUUAAAAAAAAACCUAAAAAUGUAUGCACAAUACUUGCUUGUGGCAAUGAAAUGGUUUUUUUGUUUGAGUUUACCCAACUAAGUUGAUUUAUAAUAUAGAAUGCAUUAACAGAUGUAAAGCAACAGGUUAGAGCACUUGGCUAGCUAGGAUGGAUGCCUGCUGUCGAUAUAUCAAAUGCAGGAACAUUUCCUUAAGUUCUAUAACAUCAUUAGAGCUUAAAUUAAAACAAAGAAACAAGCCAGUCAUUAAAAACAAUAAGUACUCAAGCAUUGCCAGCAGAUAAUUGACAUAUUUACGGAUAUUUUUUGCGGAUACCCUAAACCAUUUCCCCUAUGGAAGGAAUAUCAAUAUUGAAUAUUCACUAUAAUUGUAGAGCAUUGCUAUUAGCUGUAAGUUGCGUUUAAUUCAAAACUAAACAAAGGCAAAACAAACAACAACUAUCGCGGGGAGAAAGUAUAGAAACCAACAAAAUUAAUUCCUCAAACAUAUCCGGUAAAAAUAAAUAAAUACAAUAUGAGGAUUGCGCAUUACUGUAA
This is a messenger RNA of Drosophila guanche, 3191 nucleotides long. Its product is annotated as carcinine transporter. The record is from RefSeq and is a predicted model, not a curated record. The transcript has 7 exons. Gene Ontology annotation, molecular function: transmembrane transporter activity. Gene Ontology annotation, cellular component: membrane. Lineage: Eukaryota; Metazoa; Arthropoda; Insecta; Diptera; Drosophilidae. Gene Ontology annotation, biological process: transmembrane transport. The coding region runs from base 102 to 2150 and encodes 682 amino acids.